Pseudomyrmex gracilis is the source of this 2445-nucleotide messenger RNA. RefSeq names its product protein amalgam-like. The transcript has 8 exons. Gene Ontology annotation, cellular component: neuron projection. Bases 1 to 1209 code for a protein of 402 amino acids. NCBI's taxonomy places the organism in Eukaryota, Metazoa, Arthropoda, Insecta, Hymenoptera, Formicidae. The record is from RefSeq and is a predicted model, not a curated record.
AUGCUGCCCGCUCUCGCGAUCUCGGUGUUCUACAUCGCGACAUGGGCAUUCGCGCUGAACGAUCCGUUAUCAGAUUUACCCAGAUUCGGCAAACCGUUGAACAAUCUCACAGUCUCUGUGGGUCGCGAGGCCAUUUUCGUCUGCGUCGUCGAGGACCUCGGACCGUACAAGGUAGCGUGGCUACGAGUCGAUACGCAGACGAUUCUAACGAUAGCGAAUCACGUUAUCACGAAGAAUCAUCGGAUCGCAGUGACGCACAGCGGCCAUCGGAUAUGGUCCCUGCACAUAAAAGAGACGCGUCAGACUGACAGCGGUUGGUACAUGUGCCAGGUCAAUACUGACCCAAUGUCCAGCAUCACUGGAUUUCUCGAAGUUGUUGUGCCGCCGGAUAUCCUGGACUACCCCACGAGCACGGACAUGGUGGUGCGGGAAAACACCAACGUGACGUUACGGUGCGCGGCGACCGGAACACCGGAGCCAACAGUCACGUGGCGUCGCGAGAAGGGUACGAUCAUGUCAAACUGGCGCGAGGUAACGAGCUUCGAGGGCCCGGAGUUGGAAAUAACACGCAUCACGCGUCUCCAUAUGGGACCGUAUUUCUGCAUCGCGUCCAACGGAGUGCCACCGACAGUCAGCAAGCGAAUCCUCCUCACCGUUCACUUUCCGCCCAUGGUUAAAGUUGAGAAUCAGUUGGUUGGUGCUUACGAAGGACAAACUGUCACGUUGGAAUGCGAUAUCGAGGCUCAUCCCAGCCCCAUCACUUACUGGGCAAAGCCGACGACGAACGAGACUAUCACUAACGACGAGAAUUAUAAAGUCGAAACGUAUUCUAAGGGAUUGUACGCGUUAAAGAUGAAGCUCAUCAUAAAAUCCGUACGAGAACUGGAUUUCGGAGAGUUUCGAUGUCUAGCAACGAAUUCUAUCGGCAUAACCGAUGGGAGAAUCAACGUUUACAAGAUGGAUAAGCCGCAAACGACGCAUAAACCAGGCGGUAGACGGGAAUCGAAAAAGAUGUGGAAGGUCGAUUACAACCACGAAAAGAAAGCGGCCGGUAUGAAGGAAGAAUCGAUGCUGAAAGGUGACGAUAACGAGGACGAUCAGAUUGAUUUUCAGUCGGCGAGGGCAUCGUCGACGUUCCAUCGUCACUUGCUUACGAAUUUCGGGAUAACCGCCUUAACCGCAAUACUGGCCAGCGGUUUAUCCACGUAGACGUUAAUGUUGGCGUAACACAGAAAGCGCGUCCAGAACCUAAACAUUACAUGUGGACGGAGAGCUUCACGACAAAGGAAUUUUGAUAACGAAUCACGUUACGAAGAGUCGCUACACUUCUCCGUAAAAAAAAGAUCUCUUCUUGUUGUACAUGAAAAAUUUACAUAAAGUGUAUGUAGUAGACUGAGGAGCUGUUUUUACAUGGAGACAUCGGAGGUCUGAAGUAUCUCGGCUGAUCAGAUCAGAGUGACCGAGGUACUUCGUAAAGAGCGUAAUUAACACAUCGCAAGCCGAACUGUGUACUAAUAGAUUUUCCUCUCUUUCUCUCUUUCUCUCUCUCUCUCUCUCUCUCUCUCUCGUUAAAGACGUAGAAAGCCACCAAUCUAUUAGCUCCUUUACACUGAGGGCACUAGCGUAGCUGGCUUUUACCGUUUCCAUUCCAACCGAGGUAACCUUGUUGACCUCGCCAUCACUUAACGCUGAAGAAGAAAGUCUGUAGAUUCAGCAAAGAGAGAGGGAAAAUACAUAUUAUUUGUGGCCGCGCACACUUUCGGAUAAGUUGUUAAAUCAAAUAUUGAUAGUAGGGCAAAAGUUAUAUUUAAAUUCUUCCAGACAAUAGGUAUGUUUCACGUGUACGCGAAUGUAUUUUUUACUCCCGUCAUUCAACGUCAUAUGAAAUGUAUUCAAUUUAAAUGUGUUUAAAUGUUCAUGAUGAUAAAUUAUUCUGUUUUAAUUUAUUGACAUAAACAUCGAUAAAAUACGGAACUAAAACUAUAGUUUUAUCACUCCUGAUUCUCGAAAUGUGAAUAAAACGUACAUAGCUGGUGCUUUGCUAUAAUCUGAUUAUGUAAGAACGUAAGAAGAGAGAGAGAGAGAGAGAGAGAAAGAAAGAAAGAAAGAAAGAAUAAGAGUGAGUACGAAUACUCUGAAAACUUGAUUUCUUUCGUACCGACUAAGAAGAAAUUCUCCUGUAUAUAUGCAGCAAAAGUAGUAAAAAUAAUAUAUAUAUAUAUCGAUAUUUAUUUAUUAAAACAAGAUUGAUAUAACAAAUAAAAGAAACAAGGUAACUCGAGAACAUAAUAGAUGCUUGAUAAUAAUGACGUUAUUACGCUUUGUUAAUGUUGCCUCAUAAAGUAAGAUAUUUUCUGCGUACUUCCGAUAAGUUUCUUCGAGCUUAUAAAUUACGCCACUGAGAUAUCAUAUUACAAAAAAUAUAUACACAUUAUUAUAUUUAUU